Falco peregrinus (peregrine falcon) is the source of this 9352-nucleotide messenger RNA. RefSeq names its product ANKH inorganic pyrophosphate transport regulator (gene ANKH). The transcript is spliced from 12 exons. Gene Ontology annotation, molecular function: phosphate transmembrane transporter activity. The record is from RefSeq and is a predicted model, not a curated record. The coding region runs from base 626 to 2107 and encodes 493 amino acids. Gene Ontology annotation, biological process: phosphate ion transmembrane transport. NCBI's taxonomy places the organism in Eukaryota, Metazoa, Chordata, Aves, Falconiformes, Falconidae. Gene Ontology annotation, cellular component: membrane.
CCCGCCGCACCGCCGCCGGCCUCGCCCCGCACGGGGACCUCCGCCGGCGGCCGGCCCCGCACCGCGGCCCCGCGGCCUGCACCGGCCCCGCGGCGGGGAGGAGGGCGGUGUUUUCCUGCGCGGCGCCGCCGGCGAGCGUCAGGCGGGGGGGAGGCCCCGGCCCGGCCCUUCCCCUGGCCCCCGCGCCCCGAGGAUGGCAGCGCUGCCCGCACGAGUGGCUGGCGGCGGUGUCCCUCCUCUUUUUUUUUCCGGCGGCGGCGGCGGCAGCGGCGGAUCAUUGUUGUGUGGGAGGAGGGCGGCGGGGAUGGACUUGAUCUGCCGGGUCUCCUGCUAAGGCGGCAGCACAGCGCGCCCCGCCGCCCAGCCAGCACCCGCCAGGGCCGAGCCGCGCCGGGCAGGGAGGGACCAGCCCCCCGCCCGCUCCCCCUGCUGCUUUAUUUUUAGGGGGCUCCACCGCUCCUCUCCCUCGCCCUUAUCCCCCCCUACCCCCCCUCCCCGCUCGCACACACGCACAGGGACACGCACGCACCCUCCUCCUUUGCCCUUUCAUCCUUCCCCCCCGCCGUCCUCCCGCGCCGUCUCCUGCCGCGGCAGAUGCGCCGGGGGUCACCGCGCAGCUGGGACUAUGGUGAAAUUUCCAGCGCUCACUAACUACUGGCCCCUGAUCCGGUUCCUGGUCCCUCUCGGCAUCACCAACAUCGCGAUCGACUUCGGGGAGCAGGCCUUGAAUAGGGGUAUCGCUGCUGUCAAGGAAGAUGCUGUGGAAAUGCUGGCCAGCUAUGGGCUGGCGUACUCCCUGAUGAAGUUCUUCACGGGUCCAAUGAGUGACUUCAAAAAUGUAGGUCUGGUGUUUGUGAACAGCAAGAGAGACAGGACCAAAGCAGUUUUGUGCAUGGUUGUGGCUGGCGCAGUAGCUGCUGUAUUUCAUACCUUAAUAGCAUAUAGUGAUUUGGGGUAUUACAUUAUUAAUAAGCUGCAUCAUGUGGAUGAAUCAGUGGGAAGUAAAACUCGGAGGGCCUUCCUUUAUCUUGCUGCCUUCCCUUUUAUGGAUGCCAUGGCAUGGACCCAUGCUGGAAUUCUGCUGAAACACAAGUACAGUUUCCUAGUGGGAUGUGCCUCCAUCUCAGAUGUCAUAGCUCAGGUUGUUUUUGUAGCCAUUUUGCUUCACAGUCACUUGGAGUGCAGGGAGCCUCUCUUGAUCCCAAUCUUGUCCUUAUACAUGGGAGCACUUGUCCGAUGUACCACAUUAUGCCUCGGAUACUACAGGAACAUACAUGAUGUAAUUCCUGACAGAAGUGGGCCUGAAAUGGGGGGAGAGGCUACGAUAAGGAAGAUGCUGAGUUUCUGGUGGCCUUUGGCAUUAAUUUUGGCAACUCAGCGAAUAAGUAGGCCCAUUGUCAACCUUUUUGUCUCCCGGGACCUCGGUGGCAGUUCUUCAGCCACAGAGGCAGUGGCGAUCCUGACAGCUACGUAUCCUGUGGGACACAUGCCGUAUGGCUGGCUGACAGAGAUCAGAGCAGUAUACCCUGCUUUUGACAAGAAUAACCCCAGCAAUAAAUUGGUGAACACCAACAGCACCGUCACAGCGACACAUAUCAAGAAGUUCACUUUUGUGUGCAUGGCAUUAUCCUUAACGCUCUGUUUUGUGAUGUUUUGGACACCAAACGUGUCAGAGAAGAUUUUAGUUGACAUAAUUGGAGUAGACUUUGCUUUUGCAGAGCUGUGUGUUGUUCCUUUGCGCAUCUUCUCCUUCUUCCCAGUUCCAGUGACUGUCAGAGCGCACUUGACGGGUUGGCUGAUGACUCUGAAGAAGACAUUUGUGUUGGCACCCAGCUCAGUGCUGCGGAUUAUCGUCCUCAUCACUAGUCUCAUUGUGCUGCCUUACUUGGGAGUUCAUGGAGCCACUCUUGGAGUAGGAUCCCUUCUAGCUGGUUUUGUAGGUGAAUCCACCAUGGUUGCAAUAGCAGCCUGUUACGUCUACCGGAAACAGAAAAAGAAGCGGAAUGAGAAUGAAACAGCUACAGAAGGUGAAGACUCCGCAAUGACCGACAUGCCUCACACAGAGGAAAUGACAGACAUCGUAGAAAUGAGAGAAGAGAAUGAAUAAUAAAUGGGAUGCAAUUGUUCUCUGCAGGGACGAUUGGAGUGACACUUCAGCAUCUUGUCGUCUCUCAUACUUUUUUGUUUGUUCGUUUUUAUUUUUGUAAUAAAGAGGCCUUGAUUUAAAAGGUUUCAGAUAAAUUCUCUAGCAUACUGAGUAUGCUCUCAUUGAUGAGGGACCUAAAAAGAGGUCUUUGCUUUUUUUUUUUUGUCCCCCCCAAUUGAAUUUGUUUUCUCACUCCAUGCAAACAUAAAAGAUACAAUUGCAUCACUGUAGAGUCUUCCUUACUUAUGCAUCCACCUUCUCUGGACAAUCUGCAUUUGUCAACCAAAGCCCUGCUCUCUGUGCAUGUGUGUGUGUGUCUGCGUGCAUGCACUUGCACACUCGCACAUGCACACAUGCCACUGGCUCAAUGCUACUGCCAUAAUCCUACCCCCUCCCCUCUUUCCUUUUCCUUCCUUUUCUUUAUGAGAAAUGUAAAGGAAAAGAAGUUUGGAAUACAGAGCUUUAUUUUACUUGCUUGAAAAUGACUUUGCUACAUAAACUAAUAUACUAUGGUGAACUGUAUCUUUUUGUUUGGCCUCAUCACUAGAGCUUAUACUGCACAGGGUACAAGACAGUGAGGAACGUGUAAGUCUCCGUAUGCAAAGUGGAGAAAAACAGGUUCCUCUCUCAUGUUAAAAGUGUGUGGAUGUGUAUAUACACACACAGGUACAUAAACAGAGACAUACAUAUAUAUAUAUUUUUAUAUAUAUAUAUGCAUACAAUAAAUAAAAUACACACGGGACAAGAACUCUAUAUAGCUUUCAUUCCAUUGGAAAGAUAGUAAUCAUUUGAAAAAUGUAAACAUUUAAUUCAGAAUUUUCUUGAAUCAUUAAGCACCACUUUACAUAUAAUUUUAUUUAGAAAAAAAAUCCAUGCACUUUCCUCUUGUGAAGAGGGUGAUGGCAACUGAUAAGACUUUGACUGUAUUUGAAUUUUAAAAAAAAUAAAUAUCGACAAGCUUUACCAAAGUUCUUGUCCACUGAUUUAACUUUUAAUUUUUAAAGGUUGAUUUGCUCGAUAUACUUAUUUCUGGUGCCUAUAUAUUUAAAAAAAAAUCAAAUAACGUAUGCAGGAUACCAUGGUAUAUCAUGUUACUACACAUAGUUCCAUGAAAUUUUUAUAUAAAGAGGUACAUAUACUCACACACACGUGUGUGUAUGUAUAUAUACUUAUACACACACGCACACACACACACAGACAGAUGUAUGUUUUGCUAUGAUAUAUUUACCUAUGCAGUAGAUCAAAAUCCGUAUGGUGAAGCUCAAGUACCGAUGGUCCUCCAAGUUGCUAAUUAGGGACCCUGAUCAUAUGUUAGCUCUCAAGGCAAGAGCUGUGGGGAAGUGGGGAACUGCUCACAUCAGUCAGCAAGUGCUGUGCUUGGAGAAGGUGGCAGGCGCUGGCUGUGUGGUUGUGGCUGCAGUGGGCCUUAAAAAACAGAGCGUGAGGUCAGGCGGGUGACUUGUAUCAGUGGAAAGGAAACCUGUGUAAGAGGUGACCGAACCAGAGAGGGUUUGGGUGCCACCGGUGAUGGCUGCAGCAGCAGCUUCUGUUUCUGUGCUCUUGUGUGUUUGGCUGCAGGGCAGCGUUCGUUACCAGUUUGUAGUAGCUCGGGUUCUUUCAAAUUUAGUCAUGCCAGAGUCUGGAAACAGUUAUCCUUCAUGUUAUAUCCAUAAAUCAGUUAAUUUAAACUUUAUUUAGUAAAAGUAUAUUUUUCUAAGUUGUGGAAAUGAUUAUUUAAUUGUGGAAAAAUUCCCAUUUUAGAUUUUUUUGCCAGAUACUCCCAGCACUCAGAGAACUGAUCAAAACUAAACAUUACUUUAAAUGUUUUAUCAAUACAUGUGUGUGUAGACAUACACGUGUGUAUAAAUACAUAUAUUGUAUAUUAUGUAAAUUUAUUUUAAGCUACAAUACAUUUCCUAUUUUUCCAAGUUCAGCUAAAAAUGUCUCUAAAAAACUAGAGAGUUGCUGGUAACUAGUUAUGGCCGUCAUGAAAGGCAUUGUAUCAAUGAACUUUACGUUUUAUUGUAAACAUUUACCAAUCUGUUACAUGUACAAAUGCAAUAAGAAAAAACAUAGAAAUUAUUGUGUUGACACGUUUGCAAAAUCAGUUCACGGUUAAGGAGCAGUGGCACUAGGAGGGUAAGGCUAAGUCCAGUAACCACACACCUUCUCUGCUACCACAAGUUUUUUCUCUUUGGUUUUAACAGUAGCUGAAAAAAAAUAAUAAAAAAAAAAAACCCUCAGACAAAUUAGUUUUGUGCAGGAUGUAGACUGUACAGAUUCAUGAAUACGGGCUCUCAAACAGUCAUAUGUAUAUAACAUGUAUAUAGACUGUUACAGGUCACAGUGGCCAUUUGAGGUCAUCUCUAUUCAUGUAGUUUUAGUUUCUCCGUACGUUUGUAUCCAAAUCUACAAGACACAGUUUUUCAGGAGCUGAAGAGACAAAGCAAGAAAAUAUUUUUGUGUAGUAUUUCUUUUGGUACAUGACUAAAAUUCAAACAGCAGUAUUUUUGAAGACUUUUGAGCAUUGCUGAUGUAGGUUUCAAGGUAACAAUUCCAUCAAAACGUAAAAAUGUGAAAACAAAUUAAAUUAUACACCGAAGCUUUUGCAGAUGAACAAACAGAAAAGAACUGAAUUAUUGGUCACACAGCAUUGUAAAAGAUAAAUUUUCAGUUGUGUGGGUAAUAAUAGUCCUUUAUUUGCAAGAUACCAAAUGAGCACAGGAGUGGUGGGAUUUGGGCAAGAAUUCAAGCAGUGACAUGAGGAUGCAUGCAUCGCAUCUCUUUCUGCUUCCUGCAGGUUGUGUGCUGUGCUGGAUUAACAAGGCACACUGACAUUUCUGCGAUGUUCUGCAAGUCCGAAGCAGCCCGCGUGCUGGCUGGGGUACCGGCUGCGCGGCAGGCAGGGUGCUCAGCAGGAAGGCAUCUGUCCAAGGAGUGCCCUGUCCCCUGCAGCCUCUGCUUCUGCUUCUGGGUGCUGUUGUCAGAAGCUUCAGCAACCACCUGAAACCUCACUGCUCCAACUCCCAGCCAGUGGCAAAUUCAGCUGGGCUGGUGAAGCAGCCAGUCUGAUGGGUUACAUGCUGGGGAUGGGCAGCUGUCCUCUGCUGAAGCCCCAGCCAGAGCAUUAAUGGUUCCAGUUUCUCUGUCAGGCAGAUGCUGAUGCAGACCCUCUCCUGCACCACUUCCUUCCCCAAAUGACUCCUGAGUUCCAGUAAAAUGGCUUAGCUGUCCCUCUUGUGUUAUUGCUGAUGACAUGGCUAUCUAUCUCUGUGAAAAAUAUUUUACAGUAGAAACCUGUUAAGUUUCUGUAUUGGAGAGCCAGAGGGCAGUCAUCUCAGAGAAUUCACAUGGAGACCUGGCCUUUCUAGACUUUCUUGAGAGUUACUGAACUACACAAUUGAAGUCACAAUAAAAAGAGGAACAAAGAUGAUCUGCAUUCUACAUCCUAGAUUUCAGAACAGCUCACGCAGCAGAAAAUAAGAGCAGAACAUUGAUCGGCUGUGGAUGAAUGUUCCUUGGCUUUUAAUAUGUGUGUAAAAUUGUGUUCACUUGUCUUGAGUUUUCCUUUUGCAGAAUCAACAGGAAACAUUGGGUUAUUUUCCCCCUCACUGCCCUAAGCAGGCCUCUUCAACUUACCAAGCAGUGAAAUUGAUGGAAAAAGCUCUACAUUUCCCAGCCAGUGCUUGAGGCCAUUUGGGCACACCGGCGGGUUCCCAGGCGUGGGGCAGCCCCGCUCCCCAUCACCCUGGCACAGCCGUUCCAGGCAGGAGUGCUCAGUUGCCUGCUUGUUAGAUAGACCCACCCUGAGUGAGAGGAUUGGGUGAGUAAGUCUUUUGUUUUCCACUCAUUUUGCUGCUAAAUAUUUCCUUUGAGAGGGAGAGAUUUAUAUCUGGCUCUUGCUCAGUGUUUUGCCGAAUCUGCAGCCAGAGAAGGACCAGCCCGAGACGGAGGGUGAGCUGAUGAAUGCGGCCGUUUCAAGGCAGGCCACGACACAUGAACAGAAACCUUUUGAAGGCGAGAGCGCCUUCUUUUGUGGGAUGGCGCCUCAUGCUUAAAAAGAAGGGAGAAAGGAUGCUUUCAGGCCCCGGUGCCCAGAGUCGCCAGGCAUAGUUGUGCGUUGGGCUGCAAGGUGGCAAUGGGAACAGGGCAUCCUGCAGCUCCAGCGUUCCAGCUCUGCCCAGUGCAGUGGGUGGCGAGACAGUGCUGUCGGCUCUUGACUCUCACUGAGGUUUUGUGGUUGUGGCAUGAUGAGCAUGGAUUUGAGUGCAGCUGGGUAUUAAGUGGGCAUAGUUGCUGUAGCCAUUAGUGUAUUGGAAAGCCAUGCAUGUGUAUGGGUGUGUGUAACCACACCAUGUGUAUGGGUGUGUGUAACCACACCAUGUGUAUGGGUGUGCAUAUGAGAGUGUUGCACAGGCAUUUUUAUUACAGCCUUUAUAUCAUUAAUUGGAACAAGGAUUCAAGUCUAAACAUGAUCUUAAUGUGGGACUAAUACUAAGAUGUUUAAAAGAAAUUGCAAUUUAAACCUACAUAAAAGAGUAAACAAAACGCCCUUUCAGCAGACCUUAAACCAGUAAGCUAAAGCAUGAUUUAGAACAGUAAGCUGGAAUGGGCAAGAAAGAGGACAUGUUGAAAAGCUUGUAGAUAUUGUAUACCCAGCCUAAAGACAACAGCAUGGCAUGGAGAUGAGUGAGUCAGAGGGCAGAAAACGCCAGAGCUCUGGCUGCUGCCAUUUCCUUUUCAGCUGCCUUGGAGAGGGACUGAAGGGUGAGGAGCAAUGCAUCUGCAAGGCACCACUCCUAAGUAUUUUGGUUUCUGAGUGGAGGAGCUAUCAACUUAACCAUAAAAUGUUAGGGUUCCCUCCCCUUGUUCAUGUUUGCUUUUUUACUGGAAUUCAAGUGCAGAAUACCAUACCUUUUGAAGGGAGCAAGCUCCCGACGAGGGGGGUACGGUGCAGAGCAGGCUGUGGGGCUCGUGGCAGAGCCCUGGUGGAAGGAGGAGCUCCAAAUUUAUUCUGUGCCCUGCAGCACGCUGUAUUCAAUUGCAGGCUGACAGCAUCAUGAAACGAGACACAAUUGUUAGCUUAGCAGCAAACUCGGUCCAGCGGUCCAACGUGUGGUGCUGGCCUGCAGCAGUGCUGCAGGAGCAGCGGGAGGGUGUGGGGUGCAGGGGCAGCCCUGGCUCUCCGCUCGGCUUUGGACAGCUUGCAUGGAUUUGCUUUAGAGAGCCAAGUUCAAUUGUCAGUGCAUAGAUGCACUCCUCAGCAAAAACACUGCCAGACUUCUCAGUAAUUGGCACCUUCUGAACAAAAAGGCUAAAGACAAAAUACGGGGGCAGAGAGAUGGAGCUUUAAGCUCAGCUUGGAGCACGUACUGGCACAGAAGGGCAUUUUGGCUACAGCUUCUGCAAGUUAAUUGUACGGUUAGAGAGUGAGCUUCAGUCUCAGCAUUUCAUGAUCACGAUAUCCACUCUAUCUCAGUAAAACAGAAGAAUUGUGAUAUAAUUUUAGGUGCUCUUUUGUCUUUGUAACCCUGAGGGGAAAGUUUUCCUUAGUAUUACCAAGACUUGUGACUGCUCAGAUCAAUUUAUUAGUUUUACCUUGUCAUUAUUUUCUGUCAUUCCUAGUUCAAUUUCUUCAGACUUUUCCUUAUUUUUUUCUGAAGGCUCCCGCUAGGUUUAUUUUGUCUGUUGGCAUUUUGAGAAGGAAAAUGUAAUAGUCACGCUGACUGAAUGUCAAGUAAUGACGUGAUUAAAAAGUCAGUUGCAACAAAACUCUUCUUUGACAGACUGCUUUUUACUUUUCAUUUGCUAAGCUGAAGAGUCAAGAAGUAGAAGGAACUGGGGGGUGUCUUUGUUUAAAAUCAAGAAUGAAAAGAAUUAAUUCAAGUUCAUUACUUAACCCCAGCCACUUUGAGACUUUCUAAUGAUCCAUAAGACCACAACCCCAGCUUUUCUAGCAAAGUUAGCGCUACAUCCCCAGAGCAGCCCAGAAUACUUCCAGGGCCUGGGAAACAUGACACUUCAGAUAUUUCACAACUGAAUGUAUAACUUAACGAGUUGGAGCGCCUGAUUAACAGGUACAAUCCAUUAAGUUUUAACAUUCAGCUGGACAUGAGCAGCCUGAUCCAGUGUCUAAGGUGGCCCAGCUUUGAGCAGCAGGGGCUGGAUAAGAUGACUGCCUGCAGUCCCCUUCUGGCCUAUAUUGUUCCCUGAUUCAGUCAGGAACCUAGAGAGAUUCCUUCGUCUUAAGAGACUUGAGACUGUUUGCCUUUUUUAAGCUUUCAGUUCAGGGUUGAGAGACAGUGCCUACUAGGGCUCUACAACACAGACAUCUGAGCAAAAAUCUGAGCUGCACAGAUUCUUUUGCUGAUGGCAAAACUUUCAUGGUGCAGAGCCAGCUGUAAGUACCCUCCCACCCUUGUGCCCUCAGAUCCCACAACAAGGGCAAAGCAAAAAUAAGCUAUUGUAUCUGCAGAUAAAAUAUUUGAGUACUGCACUGCACUUUUUCAAUUAACUCCCUAAGCAAAAAUGCCUGAAAACAGCAAGCAAUUACAUCUGCUACCUGCUUCUUCCCAUCUCUCUUCUGUGCGUCAUUCAGCAUUUAAAAAAAAAAAAAAAAGCUACCCUUUCUGAUAACUCUCCUUUGUAAUCAAGGUAAUGCAAAGUAAAUACUUACAUUUACAUAAUAGAACCGCUUGGCCUAUCUACAAAUGACAGCACAUAAAUCCCCUCUUAGGAAAGGAUGCAUUUUAAUACUGGAACAAAAGCUUCAUCCAUAAUUCAGCAAAAACACAACAGAAAAGCAAAGAAAAAAUUGCGGAACUGAAAAAAAAAUAUUUAAUUGCAUUAACUUCUAAUGCGAAUACUGCCUAGGUGGAAAGGACUGUAUGUACACAUGCAGUAACAACAGAGCCUGGAACUAACGUUGCUCAACUUUAUAGUUUGCUCUCUAAAGCAGCAGUAACAUAACUCUGCUUCUCUGCUUUUGUGUCCUUAUUAUGAUAAACAAAAAAUCCUUCCUCAGCUACAAUGAAGCAAUUGGAAAGCUUCAGGCAGUAAGUUCACUGGUUAUUUAGAUCAACUGGAUUUCAUCCACAGAGUUUGCAAGCAUCACAGAAUUGCAAAAGCAAAACCUGCAAAAAAGUUGAAGGUACAUAGGUGUUUUUGUAGAUGACAUACCCUUGCUUAUUACCAUCGACAAGCUUU